GUGUGUUGCUCUAAAGGCAGCAAGUGACUCAUGUGACUGUCUUAGCAGCUGGGCAGCAAGAUUAGAGAGCUACUAUGUACACAUUCCCUUACUGAGGGGUCCAAGCUAUUGCUAAAUGAAGUUGUAUUACUGCCAACAACUGAAUAACGGGUGUAAGAAAAUAUAGUAAAUAAGUGUGUCAUCAGGUUAGUGCAGUAGUUAUUUCAGACAGUUGUUAAAGUGAGGGAAAAAAAACCUUUUCCAAGAUUCAUAUUUAAAAUAUUUUUAUCCUUUUUUUUCAAAGACUCUAACUUCAUAUGAGAUUAAAUGUUAAUUGUCCUUUUCAAUUUGCAGAUUUGCAAAAGGCAUCUUGAAAUGGCUGUUUCUGACACUGCAGGAAAAAAAGAUGAGAAUGUUAGUGAGUGAAGAAUCUUAUUCCAAAGAACCCAUUUAUUUGUAAAAGUACUAAAAAUAUGCUUGUAUCAUGAAGUAUUUUGAUUUGAACUGAAAUUGGCAAAGCGUAUACUUCUUGGUCACUUGCUAAUUUGAAGACUUAUUCAUGAUGUUAUUCCUCAUGUAUUUCCUAAUUGUAAGAAUUUGUGAAGUUUGUUCCAAAUUGUCUUUAAGUUUUCCUGGCAUGCCAGUAUGGAUUAGUGGAAUAUGUAUUCUUUUAUUUUUUUUAAUGUUUCCCUAAUCUUUUUUUUUUUUUUUACUCAGAAACUUGCUUUUCUUAAGAAAGUCGCUAAACAUUUGUGAAUGCUUUGUCCUUUAUAUAGAUGUAUUUACAGUCACACAUUGAUAUUUCAACUAUUAUUUACGGAUUUAAACUCAAAAGUGUCACCCUGUCAAACAUCUCUUUAGGACUAACCCUCCUAAGAACUCCUUUCAGUCUUGAGGACCACAGGACAUAGGCUUGACUGUUGCAAUCAAGUAAAUUGAUACAGAAAUCAAGAAGACAUGAAUAUGAAGCUCCUUGGUGCUAUUUUUAGUGUCAACUUUCAGACCAUAAUUAUGUUUUAAAGAUGAGAAUGUAUUUACCGAAGAGGAGCUUUUAUAUUUAAAAAGCCAAGACAGACAAGAGGUCAAGCCCAUGAUAAAGUCCUUACAGUGAAAGAGGACCAGAAGAGUGCAUGUUCCUAGCCAUCAUCACUGCGUCCCACUGCCCUCAAAAAGAUUAAACUGUUUGUUAUUCUGCUUCAGGUUUUCUGGAUUUCUGCUUUCUCUCUUUUCCUGUCUGGUAAUGACUUGUUUCCCAUCUUGUUACUCUUUCAUGUUUAUUCCAAGUAUGUGCAGUUUUCCUCAACAACUGUUUUCAUUUAUAUCUCCAAGAAGAAAAUGGAGAGCAUAAAAUAACGUUGUCUAGAGUUGUCAGUGCAUCUGAAAAAUACCUUCUCAAGGUGGACCAUCAUUUUAAUAGUACUUCAAAACACCUUGUUGAUCUGGCCCUUUUAUUUUUGCAUGUGUUUAGAUUUCUUCAUAAUCAAGUCUCUUACUGUUUAGUAUUUUGAAAUCUGAUUUAUAGGAAAAGUUCAGUUUGUUUUUUGUUUUGAUUCAUCUCCUGAAUGUUUCAUUACUGCUUUUUUUUUUAAUGUACCAUUUACCUGUACCAGAUUGCUUUUCUACUCUGCUUUCAUCAUUUUUCAGUCACAUAUUACUCAUCAGCUGCAAAAGAAAAAUGUUUGUGUUCUUAUUUCUGCACCGGUUAGUCUGAUGGUGCUCUGUGACAUAGGAGCGCUAGGAAACAGAGGGAUAUUUGUGUAUUGGUAAGUAGUUUAUAGAUAAAGCACUAGCAGAUUGUGGCCAAGGAUAUACCUGCAAAGUAUGUCGAUCCUCUGACUACUUGAAUGCUUCAGUGGAUUUUUGCGUGCUGUUCUUAGCACAUUCCUUUCGAUGAACCAUCAGAAAUACCCAUCUGCCAACAGAGUUUCAGGUCCUGGGUCUUGCUGCCCUGUGUUGUGUGCCACAGCAGCUUCUUGGGCUCGGAAUCGUCACUCCGCCCAGGGAAGAACUCUGCUGUAGUGCAGGUUGUGUUGAGCUACUUCCCUUACUUCGGCCACAUGCUCUGUUUGUUUAAAGCACCUUUUGCACAGCUGGAAGAAUUAUAUAAAAUAAACAGCUGUCCUGAGAGGAUAUUUGUGUGACCUUGGACUUUGGCUUGUUUGUUUGUUCCUUUCAGAAUUAUGCCCAAAAUUUCUUAGCCGCAAGUUUGUGCUGCUCCACUGAAGAGGGAAGUAUCUUCUCAUGGAUUCUAAGGAGGAAAGCCCUUAAGCUACCUCUAGCCAAAAAUACAAUGUUUUCUUUAAUAAAUUUGAUUUCCAAAUGGCUAAGGAGAAACAGCCCAGCAAGAUCAGCCAAAAAUACCUUGUAUUUGUGUGAGAUUGCCUCUUGUAAGCAGGCAUUGUUUAAGAAAGGAAUAGGAAAGAUUCUUGCUUGAUAUAGUCCUUCUCCCCCUGCUCCCUCAUGCCAUUCCAUUCUUAGGAUGGGGAAUUAAUUAUGGUGAUUGCUUCUUAGGGCUGUUAGAAAAUCAUGGAUAUUUUGAAGGAAGUUGAGGUGCUGUUUCUGAUGCCAUUUCUGGCCUGGUGAGAGUUUCACAGUGUUACUGUGGUAGUGUGUGCCACCUGCCCAAUAUGCUUUCCUUUGACAGGAAGACCUACAACUAAGAAGAAAAAAUGGUUUGGGGGAAGUUGGUAGCUCUUUUUAAAAAAGCUCAGCCUGUGCUGACAGCAUUUCUUAGGGCUAGAGUUGCAGUCUCACCACUUUCUUUGCACUGGGGAAGGCCUGGCAAGUUGGCUGGAAGUUGUAAGUUGAUCAGAAGUGACUCUUUAGCUCUUCAGUUUCAGAUGUGACCUUGGUAUUUGGUUCUUUUAAAGAGUGACGAGCUUCCCGGUGAUGAGAGAGUAUUUCAGUAGCUGCCUUUGGAAAGAGAAAUCUUGAUUCUGGUGUCCUCUGAGAGAGCAAGCCUUCUGGGGCAAGCUGAAAAGUAAAGCAUGGGAAGGAUUGGAGCCUAGAUAACUGAAGCACUCUUCUCCAGUAACUAUAGAUACUGUGGUCUUUCACAGGAGAGCAGUGGACAGGAAGAAUGUUUGUUUCUAAGCGCUGAUGACUGGGCCCUGGAUCACUGAAGGCAAAUACCCAGUGGGAUGCUAGUUCUCAGAGCUGUAUGUAUCCUGCAGAUGGGAGUUCAAAAGCCAGUUUGCUGGCUGGAAACUUAUACAUGGAUCUUAACAAUGGAACAUAUUUAUACAGAGUUCUGGUAUGCUCUCUAGCACGUUUGAUGUUUUGCCUCAGGCUCUGGAUACUUUGAGAAAUCCUGCCCUACAGCCACAGUCCAUAUCCUCAUGAAAUACCUAGCUGCUUGUACGUUGUUUCUGACUGUUGUGAUGGAGAGACACUACUUGCCCAACCUGCAUCGUGAGACUUGUACUGUAAGCACCUUCAUACCAAAGCAGGAGAGCCUGCAGUGCAUGCACAGGAUAAAAUGCAGAGUGAGAAUAAAGUAAAUGGCUCUUGUGGUUUUUCUGAGGGUUGUUUUUUUUAAGAAUCAAGUUUCUGUGGCAUUUUUUGGGAGAACCUGUUUUGAGAUUACUAGGCCAAGUUUUUCAUAAACCAUUGUCUUCAUAAUCUGUUUAGAACACAGCUUUCACUGCCUUCCACUGCAGCUGCAGGCACUAUUUCUGCAAAUCACUCCUUGUAGACCCAUGUCAAAGACCUGGAAAAUUAAUGACCUCUUCUGUAGCAUUCAGUUGAAAUGACACAGAUCUCUAGUAGAAUCUGAGUCCUCUAGGACAGUGUUCCAUUAUCUGACUCAAAAGAUUGGUUUCUGAAUGACUAAAGGGCUUGUGGAAUAAGUAAUCAAGAAAUCAGGCAAAUUUGGGAAGAGUUCACAGGAAUGACAGCUCUACCACUACCCCUGUCUAAUUUCAAUUCUCCAUCCCAAAGGACAGGGCUUCAAAACUCUAGGAAAAGGAAAAGUAGGAAAAGUCCGCCAGAAUCUUUUGACACAGAGAAAACUUUUUUUACAUUAACCUUUAUUUUUCUUAAAUGGCUGUACUGUUUUGAAUGAAUAAAAAGUGAAGAAACAAAACACUGAAGCAGAUACUAACUUGUAAAAUUUCAGCCCAAACAAUGGCAGUUUGGCAAAGUCGUAAGUUGUCUUAUGUAGAGGAGUUUGUCUUAUAAUGGCAAGUGUUUGACAGCAUGGUGAAAUGUGAUCCUACUCAUUCUGCCAAUAGUAAAAUAUGCUGGAUUUGAGUUAGCAUUUGUACCUACUGACAGCAGUGUCGGUUCUUGUGUAAAUUAACAGAAGAGUUGUCUUGCUUCCAAAUCAAGUGUUGUUAGAGAACUGUUAUCACAGGUCUUACCAGCCCAAUCGAGGCCUGAGAUGACAAAUACUACUUUUGAUCAACCUGAUAAAUGCUGAUCAAAUUCUGUGUUUGCAUUUUAUUUAGUAGGAAUAAUUACCCUUGUGUGCAUAUCAAAGCCUGGUGUUCUGUUUCUGACAGUGGCAAAACCAAAGGUGUAGUGAAAGGCCCAGGAGCAGGGCAAGCAUGAAGGGAUGGCUUUCCCAGAGCAUUCUCCUGAUCUUCAAUAAUUCACUUGUCAAAGGCUUCCUGAGCCAGUCAUGGUGGGUUUGUAUUUGCUAACCUUUACUGGACUUUUUCCAUAACUUUUUCCUGUGAUCUCUUGGGCCUUUGUAAACUCUUAAGUGUCUAAACACCCCAUUGCAAGGAGUUCCACAGCAGAAACAUGUGAAAAACAGGUACGUUUCCUUCUUGAGCCUGUGUCCUCAUCAUUUCAUUUCACAUCUUCAGCUCUUUUAUUGGAAGAGGCAGUAGCUACCAGUCUGUUCAGCUUCGUCUUGUCAGUCUCCAGCCACUUCAGUGCAGGUAUUACCUGCAUGCCAUUCAGUUGCAUCUCCCUUAUCUACAUGUUUAUUGAUCCCUUCAGAGAACUCCACUUGCUUUGUGGAACUUUGUUUCCUUUUCCAAGUUGUGUUGCCUCUUCACCAAUAUGUUGUAUUUUGUUCACGUGUCCUCCUACCACUCCCCCGUCCCCCAGUUGUUAUUCAAGUUUAUGCUGACUUGCCCGAUGUAGAUGUCAGGCUUACUGUAGUACUUUGGUGGGCUUUGGGAAUUAAUUGUUAGGAAAGAGAUAAAACAGGCAGCAAUCCAUGGUGUCUUGUCUCCUCAAUACUGUACAAAAGAUAUAUGUAGAAUGGCAAAAAUACAGCACAAGGUGAUGCAUAUGAAAAAGGUAGUGAAACAGCUUCCAUGGAAGGAAGGCCUAAGUAAGCUUAGACUUUUCAGACUGGUAAGAGACUACAAAAGGGAGAAUACAAUAGAGGUUUCAUAUCACAGACAGGGGAUCAUAAAGGAAUGGCAUAGAUGGGAUGAAGGGGGAGCAAAAUCAUUAGCUAAGAGGAAAGAGAAAUAGUGGGAGAUAUGUUCAGAUGGGUUGUUAAUAAACCGUGAAAUUAAGCUGUGGAACUCCUUGCCAUGGGGUGUUGUGAGUAAGAAAGUUUACAUGGGCACAAGAGAGGGCUACCAAAUUAGUGGAAAUGAGGGCUAUUAAAUCUACCUAGCUCAGGAAGUCCCUAAAUCACAAAUGGUGAUACUUCCCCAAAAUACUACAUGCUUUCCUUCCUCAUGAUCUGCUGUCAGCUGUUACUGAAGCAAGGAUGCUGGGCUGGAUGGGCUUCUGCUCUGACCCGCUAGGACCAUCGUGUUCUGAUGAGUAUUCAGGGACCUCAGUAUUCCAAGGAGUAUUCAGAACUGGAACAAAUCACCCUGGCUGAGUCAAAUGCCUUGCUGUCACAGAAACCAUGUCUGUCUUUGUGAACGUAUAUAGAUCCACUUGUGAACUAGUUUCAUUUUUUCCUCUAUCCACAUCCCUAUCUUCUGAUGUGUAAACUUAAAGCCAGUAUUUAUUGUCUAGGAACCCUUUUAAUUUCCAGCCUAAACUUACUUUUGAUAAGCUUACACUUAUUUAUGCCAGCCCUGCUGAUUGUCUCAUUGGUGUACUUCCUAAGACCUUUUGUGUUUUUUUGGUUGUUUUGUUUUUUGGUUUUUUUUAAUCAGAUAUUUUGUUGUGCUAUCCCAAAUAGAUUUUUUUUGUGAAUAUGUAUUACCAGAUUUAUACACGGUGUUCCCAGCAAGAUCUUGGUAGUCCACUGUAGUAGCAUCCAUAUGUCCCUUUCUGCGCUGGAAAUACAGCUGCUUUUUUGAAUCAUUAUAUUUUCUUUCUUCUGAACCAGCUCUCUUUAGUGAGUUUUACUAGCUGCUUAUAGGAUGGUUCUUCUCUGCUACUUCCAACUAAUGAUUUGUCUCUUUUCAGUAGAAACCACUAGUCUCUUAAGUGCGUUACUCUGUCCUUUGUUGUUACUUUUCAUCCCAUUUCUGUUGCAGCUGUCCUUAAGAUUUGUUGCAGGUUUUGUGUGUUGUUUCAGUCUGCACUGUACUUCUGGUACCUCCUGGUUUAGUAUUUUCUACGCAUUUUAAUAGUGCUUACUUAAAGUCAUAAAAAAAAUUCUAAAUGAAAAUGUUGAAUCAAAAAAGAGUGAACACCAGUCUUGGCAGAAGUCCAUAAAUAACAUCCUUCCACCUUUCAGAAAGAAAUCUGGUGUCAUCUCUUCUUUAUCUGCUGCUUUUCCUGACAUACUAUUCUUGAACUAACCCCUCUCUUCUCAGCACAACAAACUACUGCUCAGGUGGUAGCAUAUCAGAUUUCUUACUGUGUGAGACUAGAACUGUCAUGCUUCCUUUGUAUAAACACUAUUUUGUCAUGCUGAAGAAAAGUUGGAUGUUCAACAUGGUUCAACUUUUAAAAAUCGUGUUACGUUUUAUUCGAUUUUCUCUUUACCUUCAUGUUUUCAUUCUUUCUUUGAAAACAUGCUCCAUGCCAGAGGCCAUGCUAUCAUCAUGAAUUGUAUGUCUAGAUAACUUUUCUCCAACUUUGCUCAAUAUUGAAAUGAGGCAAAAAGUCUUUGUUUGGAUUUGAUGCUGUUCUGAGCCUCUUCCAUCUCAUCACAUGGCAGCCUUGCUUCCUGUUAAAUCAGAAGGUAGUAUUUCAAUAUGAAAGGUAAGGUUAUAUAAGUAAGGUAGAUACUUUUCUUAAUUCACUUUUCAGGAGCCCCUGUGUUGGCCUCUGUGGUUGGUAGCCACCUCUGGUGCAGAGGACUGUAAACUUCUACCUUAUUUUCACUGUAGUGGGAAUAGUGAGUUGAAAGAGUUGCCCAGUGCUUUUCUCUGUUGUGAUUGUUUGGCAGUCUUAGUUCUGACCAAGUUUAUUCAAGGAAAUACAUGCACUGCCAAUAACAUGAACUUAGUCAUUUAGUACCUCUUAUCACCCCUGCUAAGGUGAGAGCAUCUCACAGUGCCAUGAUACUCCAUUAGUCUGUUGUGCUCAAUCUGUUCUGCCAGGUUGGUUCCCCUUGCCACGCUCUUCGACAUUGGGUCUGCAAGACGGAGGUGGUUCCAACUCCCUCUGUUUAGCAGGGUGCUGAAAUUUCUGCUGUUCCAGACUCUGAAUGGCUGCUCAAUCCGGUUAGUGCCAAGAGACCAUAGGAAAUCUGUGGGUGCAGUUUCUCAGUGAUUAGCAGUUUGGGCUAGACCUGCGGGAAUCCCAGCCUGCCCAUCCCUGUACCUGAGAUGGCUCUUCUCUACCUCCUCUUGUGCUGGCACUAAGUCACUGCAUGGAAAUGAGCAGCAUUUUUUCUGUAGGGUUAAUUGACCAUUUUAGCUCUCUAGGGUUAAUGUGACUGUUUUAGCUCUCUGGCCUGGUACACUGUGUGGCCAGACAAGCACCAGCACGAGAAGGAAAGGGAGGGAGGAAGAAGCAUCAUACCUUCAACUGUUUCAAUGUGGAGGCACGCUCAAAAUAACUAAGCUCCGGACAGGCUGACAGAGUGCUGUCCUGUGCUCCCAUCAACAUGACAGCUGGACAGAUGUGUCUAUCUCCAAUCCCAAAGCGUUGGCCAAGGUGCUGUGCCAGAGCGUUUACCCCCCGUCUCCGAGCUGCUCGUGGGCACUUGAGCCUGGCACUGCUUUUGCCACGCAGCCCAGCCUCUAGCAAGGAGGUGGCUUGUGUCCGGCCAGCUUGGGGUGUUGGCUGGGCACAGUUGCUUCUGCCUAUGGUUGACCCAGUAAACAAGGCAUUUGCUUAGGUGGAGUUACCUAAUUCUGGAGAUAGCUGCUUUGCUUUUGGGAUUGGGUCCAGAGAUGAGAAGGUAACUGCUGAAGCUGCUUGCCAAGGCAGCCGUCAAAUCUGAUGAGGGAUCAGGCCUUGAGGUUAACUGGCAGCAGUUAUCCGUACCAUAGCUAUAUCCAUGCCAAAACCCUUCAGUGUUUUGUUUUGUGUUGGUUUUGGUUUUGGUUUUUUUUUUUUUUUUAAAAAAAAGCUGAUGUCUCACAGUGCUGGUUUCUGUGGCCCUGUAAUUCAAGGGAAGUAUCAGCCCUUGUCUUUGCAAGUACAGCCUUUUGGGUACAAACCCUAAAGUUUUGGUGACAACUGUGGUAACAAUGAGACUGAAAUACAGAUGUCUUGACACGUUCUCAUGUUCGCAUUUGGGAUGCAGGCUCCUCUGAAAGCACCCCCCUGCUUUGGUAAGGAAACAAAUUAUUUCAGAAAGGGACAUGUUGAAGUCAUCAGGGUGUUGUACCUGUUUUGGUAGCGUUGUGUCGUUUUUCUUAGCUGUUCCUUCACAUAACCCUAACUCUUUUUGAUCGUUUUGUACCUGGCCCUUUAGCAGAUACUUCCCCCAACACUAGUCGUGGUGGCAGCUUGUGCUAACUGGCGGGGCUGGGAGAUAGUGGUGUGUUUGGGGAGAGGGUGGAAGAUUAUUAUUGCUACGAGUCAGCAGUAAGUGUAUUGUGUGUGGUCAAUAAUAUGUAACAACUGUGGUUUAGUUAAGAUGAGCUUCCAGCUCUCUCUGCAGGAGAAGGGGAUGCAUACCUUUCUUUACUCCGGCAGAUUUGCGCGAUAUGAUAGGAGGCAGGAAAGAAAUGUGAUUUCUACAGCCAAGUUUCUAUGUGUUACUUUCUCAUGUUUUCUUAAUGACAGACAGCUUGGGUGGGUGCCGUGCUGUCAGACUGUAUUACCCAGCAUUAGCUGGUCAUGAAUCUGCAUUUCAUGUUCACAAGUAUUUAUUUUUUCUUAAAGACUGCUUGUUUGUGCGGUUACAAUGAUGGCAUGGGCACGAGUCUCCACAUCUCCCUUGCCUGCCCUCUGGUACUCAGAUUUGGGUAAGCAGGGCAGUUGCAGUUUGAAAUUUGUAGUUGUAAUACUAUCUGCUAGAAGUAAAGAAAAAAAAAAUCCUGCUGAAACAAUGCUGUAGACCACACUAGAUCUGCUUCAGAUAAGUAUGCCCAUUAUUGUGUGCAAUUAGACCAAGCGUUUUAAAGGAUUAGUAGAUACUAUAUUUUAAGAGAUUGGUUAGUGGUAGGAAGUAAGGCUGCCAGUGAAAUUUUUCUUCUAGAGGCCAAAUGCAAAGAUCUCUUAUUAAAAUUUAUCCAGUUGUUUAGCUUUUCUUAACAGAAGGUUCAUAGGUCAUAGAAACAAGUGCGGUAUGAAAUUUCAAACCCAAUAGUCACCUGCUUUUAAAGAAAAAUAGUAAUAUUCCCUCAUUUUAGAAGGCAGCACAGUUAUUUAACUACUGCUUUGUGCUGUCAAAAUAUGUCCCUGUUUGUUUACAUUCAUGUGUAUUCUAAACUGUUUUGAUUUCUGAUUUGUUAAUUUAUUUUUAGCUGUAGAAGCCUAUACAGGCUCCCAAGGAUUUCACUGGCUUUCCUUCUAGCCAGUUUUUCCUAGGAAAAGGUGACCAUACCAAGGCUGUGAAUAAUCCUCACUGUAUUCAAAUCUGUUGGGCAGUGAGCGUUGCCUUGCAAUUUGUUAACACUGCUGUUUUGCCUCUGCUUUGCUUCAUUUGACUUUUUAGGCCCCCUUCUCCUCUUCACAGGAUUCUCCAUUUUGGGGAUUUUUUUACCAACUUGUCACCUGCCAGAUAAGGGGGGGGGGGGGGGGGGGAGAGAUUGCUUUCUUGUAACUGUUUUAUUAAGAGCACCUUGUUCCUAAUACACCUAUAAUUUGUCUCUGUUUUCUCUUCCUUAAACUCCUUUUGCCCCUAUCUCCGAACCUCCGAACCUUCAUCCUCAUCACUCCUCCCUCCCCAGUCUUUGGUUUUGGAAGAAGCCGGGAGGCGUGGUUAGAUGCCAGAAGAGCUCAGUUAUUACUUACGCAGGGAAACUUCAUCCUGUCCAACAAGUAUGCUAUUUGUAGCCUUGAGGGAUAUAUCUAAAGGGCACAGAGUUUCCACUCAAAAUUUAAGUAGAUUAGAUUAUGUAUACAUAUUUGUUGUGACUUGGCAGGUAUCCCAGUGCCCGAGGUCUUAAAACAUAUACUUUGCUAUACACAAGGCAAGCUCAACUGCAUGUUUCAAAAGAUGCUCUGGAAAGAUGGGAGGCUGCUGUCUGGAAUUCACAAAAGUGUUAUCCUCUCUAGAUCUGAUACGACACAGGAAUUCUGACUACUGUUCUGUCAAGUCCUGUAUUUUCUCUUGAUAUUAGCUGCUAUCAGAUGCUUCAAGGGGUGGUAUAAAGAUCCUCUCUUAUUUAACUUUCUGCUGGUUUGGAUUUUGUCCUGAAAAAAGAGGGUUGGUAUAAUUUUUCCUGAAGCCCUCUUCAAAUCGCAUUAUAAUUCUGCAUGAUCCAGUUAUCUACGCAAGUCUUGUCUGUCUAACUGUAUGCUACCUUCUGGCAGUAAAUCUCACAGGCUAAUACUUUGCUGCUAGAAAUAAAGUAUUGGUGUUUAUUAGUUUAAAAUUUGCUAUGCUGUGGUUUUAUUGAAUGUCCCUCACUCUCAUAAGAACAGAUGAAACCACCCAAGUGAGUUACUCUACUGCUAAUUACUAUAAUAGUUUUACCUUGUCGUCUUGUUUAAAAAAAAACAUAAAAACGCAGCCCCAGAAUUCAGGUGCUGCAGAUAGGCUGGAGGGAACUGUGCAGUUAAAACAGCUGUAUUUUAUGAAAAUCUGUUUGGUAUGGCACUUUUCCUUAUAAGGUCCAAUGACCAAUUGUUUUGAUUAUUUAGAAGGAAAAAAUUCCAUGAGAACUGUUACUGAAAAUGACUAACUUGGCAUUAGUGAUCUGUCGCUCUCUUACAGCAUUUGAUGCAAUACUGAAGUUAAUUAAGAUAGCUGAAAUAUCCAGUUAGCCACUCAGUGCUUCAGCUGUUCAUGUGACCUGUUUAUUACAUUUUCUUGUAAAUUGCUAAUGAUAUCUGUAAAUAAAUACUCCUCCUGUUUGUAGUGCUGUCUUCUUAACAUCCAGGCCUUUGUAAAUAAAGAACUGCCUGUGUAUCUAAUAGAAAACUCGAACACUUGAUUCAGAGUGCACAAUGACCUAUGGGCUUUUGCAGCAAAGAGCUGAAGUGAUUCCUCAGGUUUUGCCAUUAUAGCAGUGAAACCUUUGAAGGAGGAGUGUGGUGCUGCGAUUGCUAAAUGGAUGGUGGAGGAUCUGCAAGAGCAGAGUGGCUAGGGCUGCACGUUAGAAACUAGGGAUGGUCAGGUCAGGUUGCGAGAGAAGGGCAUACUUGACAGGUAGGCUGGAUUUAGUUAAGUGGUUUUAUUUCUUUAUUUAACUAAGGAUUGGGGGUUGAUAAAAAUGCAGUAGCUGAUAUGCAGUAGAUAUGAGGUGCUUUUGCUCAAAAUUGUGGAGAGGUAUGUGACAGAGAUGGGACCAGGACUUAGCAGAUCUGAAAUGUAUGUCCACUUGACCCAUUCUUUUGGCAUCUCAGUGGCUUAGAGAAGAUAUGCUUGAAAACAGUUACUACAGUUGCUCAAACCCAUUUGUGUUAUCUAUUAAGAGUAGUCUCUUAAAAGCAGAGGAUGAGGAAUAAUCUGUUGCGGGGAUUUUUUUUUUACCUUCUGCAUGAUAUUCUUCCUGUAUGUUGAGAAAAAGAUUUGUCCUAACAAACAGAAACUGCAUGCAAAAUUUACUGCAUUCUGGUUUUCUACUUCUGUUUUGCUUUUCUAAGUAUGGAAACAUAGGAUCACUCAAGCAGAUAAUAGGUAGAAUUGUCCCUUUGUGAACCUUAAAAUGGAGGUAGUGAGAAAGAAUGUCUAGGCUGUUGAUCACUGGGAAAUAAUUAACAAAGACAGUUUACUAUGGCUUAGUCCACAGUCGGAUGUUACCUUGAACACACUUCAGUUCCUCUUACAGCAUCAUGUGUCCAUGCUGAACUUAAUUCUCAAAGUUAUAUCAAAAAGGACUACUUACGCAGUAAGUGCCGGAAAUGCUUGUUGCGGUGAGUUAGUUUCCACUCUAAGGUUUCUUUGGGUUAAUUGCUUAUAAUGUGCUGGAGUUUGUAUUUCUUCCCACCUGGCUCACUACCUAUGUCCUCCUUUACUCCAGGAUCAUCCUGACUGGAGGUAAAUGCUCCUACAUGUUGGCAGGUAGCCAAGAGUGCUGCUCUUCGGUGGGGGUUGUAAGCAAGUUAGGUGUAACAACUGAUUAGUUUUGAAGAGUCUGCCAAGGCUGGUGGCCUGCGGUUCAUGUAUGUCUGACCAUACUCAGAUACGAAUCGUUACGGGACGGACAGGUACAGGUCACUGCCCACAUAAACGAAAGCAAGAGAGCACACCUGGACCUGGCCUCGGGGAUGAAUCAACACAAAGGACCACAAAGGAUGUAGCAGAAGACAAAGAAACACGACAGGAUUCUUGAUCAGUGCCCUCAUAUGUGCUCUGGGCUGUGGUUUUGCAAGUGACAUUGCCACCGAAUCCAGGAGUGAUUCAUUUUUUUUUUCCCCCGGAUGAUGCACAGUGCCACAGCAGAGGCCUGAGGUAACCGGGUGAAAACCCAGCAAAUAAAGGUCAGUAGCCUCACCUAUGCCAUAGUGUCCAGCUGGGCCGGGGCCUGCUGCAAGCACUGUGACUCAUCAGACGUGAACAAUACCCAAGAAACGGCUACAGGAUCCUGCAGAGGCUGGAGGAGGAAUCCGAUCCAACCAGUAAAAAUGGGAAGUACUGGAUUCUGGUUUCCUCCAAGAAGAGUCAGCGGAACUGGUUAAGACCAAAAUCUGAGGACUUUAGUGGGCAAACAUCAGUCCCCUUUUGCUUUCUUUUACGACCACAUGAAACUUGAGAAGCCAUCUAAAGCUAAAUCAUUUAGUGGAGUUGGGCAAUUCCCAAGUGUCCAACAAGAAGGCCUGGUUUAGGCUGCGAUGGCCACUGUCAUUCCUGGUGAUUUGUCAGAAGUAAGAGAUACCCAGAAAGUCCCUUCAGGGAAACGUAAGCGUGGUGAAACCAAACCAAGAAAAAACUUUCCUUGCCAACUGUGUGACAAGGCCUUUAACAGUGUUGAGAAAUUAAAGGUUCACUCAUACUCUCACACAGGAGAGAGGCCCUACAAGUGCACACAACAAGACUGCACCAAGGCCUUUGUUUCUAAGUACAAAUUACUAAGGCAUAUGGCUACUCAUUCUCCUGAGAAAACCCACAAGUGUAAUUAUUGUGAGAAAAUGUUUCACCGAAAAGAUCACCUAAAGAAUCACCUACAUACACACAAUCCCAACAAAGAGGCCUUUAAGUGUGAAGAAUGUGGAAAGAACUACAAUACCAAGCUUGGGUUCAAACGUCACCUAGCUUUGCAUGCUGCAACAAGCGGUGACCUCACCUGUAAGGUAUGUUUGCAGACUUUUGAAAGCACAGGAGUGCUGCUGGAGCACCUAAAAACUCACGCAGGCAAGUCAUCGGGUGGAGUGAAGGAGAAAAAACACCAGUGUGAACACUGUGAUCGUCGGUUCUACACCCGAAAGGAUGUCCGUAGACACAUGGUAGUGCACACUGGAAGAAAGGACUUCCUCUGUCAGUACUGUGCACAGAGAUUUGGGCGGAAGGAUCACCUCACACGCCACAUGAAGAAAAGUCACAACCAGGAACUUUUGAAGGUCAAAACAGAGCCAAUGGACCUUCUAGAUCCCUUUACCUGCAAUGUUUCUGUGCCUAUUAAGGAUGAGCUGCUUCCAGUGAUGUCUUUACCUUCCAGUGAACUGACAUCAAAGCCAUUUACAAACACUUUGCAAUUAAAUCUCUACAACACUCAGAUUCAGUCCAUGCAGAGUUCUGCAUCUGCACACCAAAUGGUUGCCACAUCCUUACCAUUGGGAAUGCCUUGUCCAAUAGAUAUGGAGUCUGUCCACCCUUCUCACCAGCUAUCGUUGAAAUAUCCGCUCGGUACUACCUCAUAUGCAAUUUCUAUGCCUGAAAAAGAACAGCCAUUGAAAGGGGAAAUCGAAAGUUACUUGAUGGAGUUGCAAAGUGGUAUGCCUUCUUCAUCCCAGGAUUCUCAAGCAUCUUCAUCAAAACUAGGGCUGGAUCCACAAGUAGGGCCACUAGAUGAUGGGUCUGGGGAGGUUUCCCUUUCCAAGGGCUCCGUUCCUAUUAGCGAACCUCUAAACACCCCAUCAUUGGACUUUUCUCAGCUGUUCAACUUCAUACCUGUAAAUGGCCCUCCCUAUAAUCCUUCUGUUUCAGUGGGAAACCUCGGAAUGAGUUAUACACAAGAGGAGGCACAUUCUUCUAUGACUCAACUUCCACCACAAACCCAGGAUCCUCAAGAUCCUAGCAAUAGUAUAGGUCUUGGGUCUCUGCACUCGUUGUCAGCAGCUUUCACAAGCAGUCUAAGCACAACCACCACCCUACCGCGAUUUCAUCAAGCUUUCCAAUAGGAUGUACAAAGCUGGCUUGUUACUGUCUAUUUGUAGAAAUGCCUUAGGUGACCAUUUUUAACUUAGUGCCUACUAUAAGACAUUAUAAAUUCUCUGCUUUUGUACAGUACCGAUCUCAUGAAGCCAGUAAGAAAUUUAAAUUAACUUUUUAAAAAUGUUUUGAAAGUGUUUAUUCUCAGCUGUGUUUACUUUGUUGUUUUUUUUAAAAAACAGUCUCAUUGUAUUGUUUUCAUUUUCACUGCCAAUUGACACUUUUCAAAUAUUCAGUAGAAAGUCAUCCCAAGCAAACUGUCAACACUCAUCCCUUUUUUAAAACUUUUUCAACCAUACCAGCUAUUCCAUUUUAUUGAUGUCAGUGGUAGAACUACCACUUUUACUUUUAAUAUAUUUUACUAUUUGCAAAGAAUCCAGUUAAAAUAUAUAUCACAAAGAUUCCUGAAGAUUUGGGAAAAAAAUUUUCCAGUCCAUUUCCAAACAAAUCCUCUUCUCAAAUGGUGACACAUCUGAUCUGUUCUAUAAUGACAAAUCUAAAUUUUUAAAAUAAAUAUAGAAUUCAGAUUUUUCUGAAAACUUGUGUGUGUAUAUAUAGAAGUCCAUAUAUACACAUGUACAUAUAUAUAGCAUUUUGACUUGUAUUGAAGUCAUUAUAAAAGGUGUUAAGAAUUUUGCCAUUUUCUGGCUUAAAUUUUUGUGGCCUGUUAUGGAUAACGGAAGAAAAAAAUUUAGUUUAAUUCUCUAAAAUCAUGGCUGAACAGAAUUUCGACAGAGAAUCUCUGCUUGCCUAAAUGACAAAUGUUUCAAGUUGAAUUUGGAACUGUGUUGUUGUGCUUUCAUGACUCUGGUAGAGGGAAACAGGCGAAAUUAAUGGCUGAUCUUGAACUAUAAAAGUGUUGUAAUGUAGUAAUGCAGAAUAUUUUGUCGCAGUUUUUGUUUUAAUUCUUAACUUGCUGUUUUUUCUCUUUAGUAGCAUAGAAAAAGUACUGCAUAGGAAUCUUCUGAUAGUGUAUUCACAUUUGUAGGCAUCAGUCUUCUCCCAGCUGCCACCGCCAAAGGGUGGAUCAAGUCCAGCCAGAAAGUGUGUAUCUAUUUUCAGUUCAAAACUAGUGUGCAGUCAGAGAGUGAAUGUAAAUUUGCAAAUACCAGUUUUUUUGUGGUGUUUUUUUUUAUUGGAAUGAUCUUUUCAGUUGUGUUACAUGGUGUGUUAUGUCCUCCUAAGCAACAAGUUAGACGUUAAUCACACUUUCUACACCUGGGUACUUGGUUAGGGACUUUUUGCCCAUUGCCAAGAUUUAAAGACAGGACUCUUAGGAGUGAAGUAAAAGCAUAUUGCUUACACCACUUUUACCUAAUGCAAUAUAUUCUAUCCCCCACCCCCUAAUAACCAAAAGAGGAAAAAGAAAAAAAAAACAACCCUGUGAUGCAUGAAAGCAAACUAGAUUUGCUGUAAUUCAACAAUAACAUUCAUUUCCUUGUCAUUUUUGUACAAGGAAUUAAAAAAUAGAAAUCAAAUACUUUAGUAUCUCUCAAACAAUAAUGAGGAUUCAUACAAGGUUUUAAGUGGUUAAACUAAAUAUACUUCACAGAAACAAAAGUUGCUCCCAUUUAAGGAGCUCAUGCUCCAGAUGUUUUAUCAGUAGCUCCUACUUUUUUUUUUUUUAAUUCUAGGAGCAAUAUGCAGGUGUAGUUUUACUAUUUUAUACAUAUGUGUAUUUAAAUUUUAUUACUAAAAGAUAACAUUUUUAUAAAUGUGUUUGUGUUCCAAAGGCAUUAAAAUAAGGAUGUAUUAAUAAGGAAAAUACCUUUUGAAAUUCUGCAAACUACUCCUAGAUUUUGGGUUUAGGAGCACGUUAUCUCAAAGUGGGCUUUUAGCUCUGCUUCAUGACUGCUUCCUCUGGUUUCUGUGAAACAGAUUGCUUGCUUACUUACAUCUUUAGUUGAAUGAUUUGUUCAAUAUUGCUUUUUUUCUCUUCACCUUUCUAAAGGAAAGAAAAACACAGAUGAACAGAGCACAAGGUGAAUGCAAACGAAUGUAACUCUAGUUUAAAUCAGCAACCAUAACGCAUCUAGGAAGAACUCGGGUUUAUCCUCAAUCCUUUAAAUCAGUCUGAGAUGAAGAUAAAUGAGCUUGAUUCCACCAGCGGGUUAUAUCCCGCGUGGAGGCGAGCAUCUGCAACUCCCCCUGCAGCAGAGGAAAGUUGCGAGUGCUCGGCAUCCCGCAGCCAACCCGGCAGCGUGGCCGGGCAGCGCUGCCCGUCCUGGGCAGCCUCUGGCACGCGAAUUUCCAGUCCGUAGCGACUGUUUUGUCGGUCUCAGUUGCCGAUCAGACUUCAUGGAAGAAACAAAACCCAACAGACACUUUGCCAACACCCGUUUCUUAGUGCGUAGCCAGAAUCCUUACUACUUUGUUCGUGCCUUAGCUUUCUGUAAAGGGAUUGACAUUUCACUUUGGAGUUAGACGUACAUUUCACUUGAGAAAUAGGGACCUCAGACAAGAUAUUGAACCUCAUUCAGUCAGGGUUUCAGCGUGUGGCUGCACCGAGUGUGUUUGCCACUGAACUAGGAUGUACGGUAACGUGGAAGCAGACUGACAUUGUAAGCAAUACUACCACCACCGGAGUGCUUUUGAAUAUCACUUAGGCAGAGUCAAUAUUGGCCACUACUAAGCCGUCAGUUUUUGAACCCUGUUUUCUCGAUUUCAGAUGGAUUCUCGGCGGGAGGGGGGGAGGGCUGGCUGAUCAUGCACCACUCUUUGUGCAACUUCUAAACUUCUAGUAAGGUUUUUUUUUGGUUGUUUUUUUUUUUAAUAUAUAUAUUUUUGUGUACUUGUUGCUUGUGCUUUAUUUAGUAGUAAAUUGUGGAAUAGAGUGAUUUAUUGUUAAUUUGGCAGUAGCGGUUUUUAAAAACCAUAUACUGACUGAAACAUGAGCCAGAGCUGAUUGCUUUAUUAAGCUAAUAAUGAAUGUUAAGAGUACAUAUUUUCAGGAUCAUUUGCCUAGUGAGCUAAACUUGUAUUAUAGGCCAAUAUUUUUUAAAAUAAAGCUUGGUCAACCUCUAUGUUACACAUAUUACAAGAUAUAGCACUUUCAAAAAGAAAACCUAAACCUUUUAAGAAAAUUUCUUACAGGUUAUGCUUUUUAUUAUAAAACCUUUUAUUAUAAUUUGUUUCAAGUGCCAUUAGAUUACGUAUAUGUAGGCCUUUGGUAUAAUGCUUUGUGUACAAAAUGGUAGACAUUGUAAUUUUAAACAGGUACAUUUUUACAGUGUUUUCUUAUCAAUUUGCUAUAUUGCACAGAACCAGCGUGUCUUUCUUAAGGGUUUUACAAUGGUUUUUACUAGGUUUACAUGUUUCAAACUACACUGUCUUCUACUGCCAUUUUGAAUACCAGUCAAAAAAAAAUUAGGAGUUUGUCCUCACCAGUUGCAAACUGUGUCCUCUGGAGUACUGGGUGGUAAACUAUGGCAAAAAUUUUUAACGUGCAGUAUUUGAUACAGAUUUUUUUAUCAUAUCCUAUCAUCGCUAUGCUGCUGUCUGAAGUUAAUUUAGGGCCUGAUCCUGCAUCCGUAAAAGUCGAGGGGAGCAGGAUUGCAUCCUUCAUUAUGUCUGUCUCAUACACUGGUUUAGCAGCUCAUCCUGUAUUCUUCUCAGUCUAUAGAUAAGCCUCUGAAAUAAAUGUACUUAUCAGAUAUGUAGUAAACUGUAUAGGCUUAGCUGCCCAUCCUGCAUCCUCCCAGCGUACAGUUAAAGCCACAGCCUACUUAGCAUCACGCUCAAGUACAAGUAAUGCCACAGUAGUUCAAAAUGUGUUUGGAUAGUCCCAAAGCUUUUAUGCAAUAAGGGUGUCUUACUUUUGUUGGAAGGCAGUGUCUUUUGAUAACAGUUAUCUAGCCCUGGAAGUGACACAGAACUAUUGCUAAUCAUAUGUAAACACUUUUCAGUAUAAGCUUCAGUGGUACAGUUGAACCAGAGUGAAUGUUUAUCUCCUCAGAAACACUCCUGCAAUAUUGUUAUAUUGGAUCAUGCUGCUAAUGUAACUUGGGAUACAACUCCUCUCAUGGUGCUACAAACCUCCCUGUCUCAUUCAGAUGUAUUUUUACCCAUAGAAAAAAGGACUAUACUAGACCUAUAGUUGUAUGAUAUAUUUUUAUACUGUGACUUAAUUUGUCAUUAAUGAACUUUGUGCAACACCACAAUGUAUUCAUAUGCACUUGCAAAAGUAAAAUUUUGGACAUGCAAAUUUAAACGCUGACAAGCCCAGCUCUUGUUCACAAAAAUAGGUGACUGCUAGUUAAAUUAAAUGUGGGCUUUUUAUAUGGUGUGGAGUGAAGAACAUACUAUAUAUUACUAAAAGCCUUUGAAUUUAGACAAAAACUGGGAAAAGUAUAUUGGGGAAUGAUGACACACCCAAACCUGACUCGGAUUGCUGAAAUUAUAUUUUUAGCUAGUGGAAAAAUUGUUUGGACUUGUGUGCUAAAAUGUUUUAAUGAUAAAAGUUUUGAGUCAAAAAUAGAGGAAAAAAAAGACACAGAAAACCCUGCAUUCCAGACUGAAUUUGUAUAUGUUUCUUGCAUUUAAAAUUUGCUAUCCUGUGAUAUGGGAAAUUGAGUUGCUUAUCAUGUAUAUGUACUUUAAAAUGUAUUCACAAACUACUGUUGUAUUUGUAUAAAAUAUAGACAAAAAGAUUGCAUAUAUAUUUUUGUGUAUAAGCUCUGUAAAAUAGCAAUCACAUUAUGAAGCUGCAGCAGAACUUCAUUUUAAACAUUCACAUCCAAAGAAACAGACUAUUUAUUGUCCACAUACCCUGAUUAUAAAAUAUACCUUGCUGCUAUUAAACAAUAGUGCUGCAGCUUCUUGUGGCCUACAGUGUUAUGUUUGCUGUACAAAAAUAUGUGAACUCCACAAAAUAUAUCAAUAAAAUUACAGAAUGGUUUUAGUUAAUGAA
Aquila chrysaetos chrysaetos is the source of this 19640-nucleotide messenger RNA. It is a transcript of the gene PLAG1, whose product is annotated as PLAG1 zinc finger. Gene Ontology annotation, biological process: regulation of transcription by RNA polymerase II; cell fate commitment. The record is from RefSeq and is a predicted model, not a curated record. Gene Ontology annotation, molecular function: histone deacetylase binding; RNA polymerase II cis-regulatory region sequence-specific DNA binding; DNA-binding transcription factor activity. NCBI's taxonomy places the organism in Eukaryota, Metazoa, Chordata, Aves, Accipitriformes, Accipitridae. The transcript is spliced from 5 exons. Gene Ontology annotation, cellular component: nucleus; cytoplasm. Bases 13195 to 14700 code for a protein of 501 amino acids.